Gasterosteus aculeatus aculeatus (three-spined stickleback) is the source of this 2077-nucleotide messenger RNA. RefSeq names its product apoptosis inhibitor 5-like. Gene Ontology annotation, biological process: negative regulation of apoptotic process. Gene Ontology annotation, cellular component: nucleus. Lineage: Eukaryota; Metazoa; Chordata; Actinopteri; Perciformes; Gasterosteidae. The record is from RefSeq and is a predicted model, not a curated record. Gene Ontology annotation, molecular function: RNA binding.
AUGGCGGUCACUAUUGAGGAUCUCUAUCGGAGCUACGGGGUCCUCGCUGAUGCUAAGGACAACCUCAGUCAGCACAAAGAUGCCUACCAAGUAAUCUUGGAUGGAGUGAAGAGUGGCCCGAAGGAGAAGCGCCUGGCGGCCCAGUUUAUCCCAAAGUUCUUCAGCAGCUUUCCAGAACUGGCCGACUCGGCCAUCAAUGCUCAGCUUGAUCUCUGUGAAGACGAGGACGUGUCGAUCCGACGGCAGGCCAUCAAGGAGCUUCCGCGGUUUGCAACUGGCGAGAACAUCCUCAGAGUUGCCGAUAUUCUCACCCAGCUCCUUCAGACAGAUGAUUCAGCAGAGUUCAACCAAGUGAAUGGAGCUCUUGUUUCGAUCUUCAAGAUGGAUGCUAAGGGUACCCUCGGAGGCCUCUUCUCUCAGAUCCUGCAAGGAGAGGACAUCGUGCGGGAAAGAGCCAUCAAGUUUCUGUCCACCAAACUGAAGACCCUGCCAGAGGACGUCAUGACAAAGGAGAUGGAGGAUUAUGUCUUUGCUGAGACAAAGAAGGUUCUGGAGGACGUGACCGGAGAGGAAUUUGUGCUGUUGAUGCGUGUGGUGUCUGGCCUGCGGGUGCUGCAGACGGUGAACGGGCGGCAGCAGCUGGUGGAGCUGGUGGUGGAGCAGGCCUUCCUGGAGCAGGCCCUCAACCCAGCCGACCCAGACACUGUUGACCGCCUGCUGCAGUGCACACGCCAAGCCCUGCCCCUCUUCUCUAAAAAUGUCCAUUCCACGCGCUUUGUAACCUACUUCUGUGAACACGUCCUGCCCAACCUCAGUGCCCUGACAAGUCCGGUGGCUGAGCUGGAUAUCCAGUUAGAGGUGCUGAAGCUGCUGGCUGAGAUGAGUCCUUAUUGUGGAGACAUGGAUAAGCUGGAGCCCAACCUCAACAUGCUGUUUAUCAAGCUGCUGGAGUUCAUGCCUGUACCACCAGAAGAAGCAGAGAACGGAGAGAACACGGCCAGCGAGGAGCCCAAGCUGCAGUUCAGCUAUGUGGAGUGUCUGCUCUUCGGCUUCCACCAGCUGGGCAAGAAGCUGCCAGACUUCCUCAUUGAGAAAGUGGAUGCUGAGCGCCUCAAAGACUUCAAGAUCAGGUUACAGUAUUUUGCCAGAGGUCUGCAGGUUUAUAUCAGACAGCUGCGAGUAGCACUGCAGGGCAGGUCAGGUGACGCUCUGAAGACCGACGAGAAUAAGAUCAAAGUGGUGGCACUGAAGAUCACCAACAACAUCAACGUCCUCAUCAAGGAUCUCUUCCACAACCCUCCGUCAUUCAAGAGCACAGUCAGUCUGUCCUGGAAACUCAUCCAGAAGUCAGAGGCCGUAGCGCCCAAGCGCCCUUCCACUGAGGAGAUGGGUGCUGCCGACAGCACAAAGAAGCAGGUGUCUCUUCAGCCGAGGAGGGACGCGCGGCAGAUCUACAACCCCCCGAGUGGCAAGUUCAGCGCGACCAUUGGCAAUUUCACCUACGAGCAGCGUGGCGGCUUCAGGGGCGGACGAGGACGAGGGUUCGGAGGUCGAGGCAACAGGAGCAGAGGACGAAUCUACUGAGAAGCACAAACAGGCGUACAGUACUCACUGCUCAUUGAACUGCAUCACAUCAGGAUCUUUUCCGCACCGAGACGGACUAUUUGACACCCACUUUUGUCUUUGACUGGUCUCCAUGUCUUUUUUUUUUUUAAAAUUUGGAGGGAGGGGCGAGCUUUGGUUUCCUGUCGUCAAAAUAUCAGGCAUCGGGCUCAGUCAUUUCAACAAUUACUCCCCGUAAUCUUCUGCGCAAAGGCCAUAGUUAGCGUAACUCUAGAUGUUGUUUUUCCCCCCAUCAUUUUUAAAAUAUUCUGUGUAUUUUUGUGGAACAAAAGACUACCAAGAGAUAAAGAUUGUCUUGUUUGGAAUGUGAAUUGCAUUUCUUUCUACCUUUUUUAUUUAAUCGUGGUUUCUUUUUUAUUAGAACAGAAGAUGAUUUGGAAACUAGUCCGUAACAAAUUACACUCUACACAAUUCUUAACUUGCAUAUUAAACCCUUUCCCAGUCUGUCCUCCUU